CCGCCGCCCGCAGUCAGCAGUCGUUUAGGGCAGAGGCAGGGGGUGAAAGGGAGGAGCGCGAGGGGUGUAUUCAGCAAGACGGCCGGAUGCUCGGUCCCUGGAGAUGAUGGACGUCCAGGAAAUCGACGACAACUCCAGCCAAGAGGCCAACCUUCCACCAGCAACCUUAGCCUUAGCCACGAAGAAGCGGACCAAGACCAAGAAGGACUCUCCCGCCGUAGCUCCUUCCAGCACCCUCACUCGCUUCCUAGGACCCGCCGGCCCUCCGUCCCGUUCUGCGUGGGACGAUGUGAAUCGGCAGUGCCCGGUGUGCCAGCAGACAGGCUUCUCGUCGCGGUCUUUAGCUUUGCACGUGAACGACUGCCUCGAAAGAAGGGCUCGGGCUGAUGCUAGCGAUGGUGAGAGCGCGGCUGGCGGGCGGAAAGAUGCAGGCGGUGGGGUGGGGAAUCCCGAUGGUCGCAAUACGGCGACUGCCACGUCAGUGGGAAAGGAAGCGAGCAGCGCCAUCACUGAUGUGACUGGCAGUGGAAGUCGUGAAGGCAACACUGAAAGAAUGUCAAGAGAAGGGACACGGAAGGGUAAGGCAGUACACCGUCGCGGAGGGGAGAAGCGAGUUCGUCAGGACAAGGAUGCGAAGAAGACCAAGACGCUUCAGGGUGGACGGGCUAUUGAUACUGAGAGAGCAGCCUCGAUUACCUCAAAGGCUCGGGUUCCUCACACCCGAAACCAAGCUGCCGACAAGACAAAGUCCAACACAAGAGCAGCUCUCCAGCAUCGCUUGCCCGAUUCCACACAGUCAUCCUCCCCCGGUGGGUCGCAGCAGCCAACCCCACUCCGCCGUCGAGCCCUAGGGUUAGCUCGGCCAAAGGGGCACCAGAUUGUCAGCGACGCCAUGCCAACACCUGCUGCUGCUUCGGAUGCGAGCAGAGCACGCAAAGACUGCGACUCGCGCGCCCUUGAUGAAAUCGCGCAGGCGCAGCUAUUGUUUUUGCGAGAGGCCUCUGCGCGUGGGCCUGCGCACGGCGGUGGAUGGCUCGGCACGCAACUUUUCCCUACACCUGACGAGGAAGAAGAAUCAGCAGACGAUGGCUCCAUUGAUUGCUGCUGUGCUGGCACCGGUGGCGGUGAAGGUGCAUGUCGGGCAAGCUGUGGGGUGGGUGAGUGCGGAACUGGACGAAAUAAAAGGAUGCGGAAAGAAAACCGUCGAGUGCGCGGCCGACCAGCGUCGUGGGGUGCUCGUCCGAACGACGAACAGGGGGGUUGGUUCGGAACCUGGCCAGCUGGCGGGAGUGUCGACGACGGCGGCUUUGACUGCUGGGGAGAUGGAGAUGGCUAUCUCACGCUGAAGACAUUUCCUCCGCCCGAAACGCUGGUGGAGUCGGAUGAUGAGGAUGGUAGUGAUGGUGGCGGAGCUGUCAUGCCGGCAGACGCCGCACAAUCGAUGCGUUUAGGCGAAGAAGGUAGCCCUGCCCCAUCGUCAAGAGCUGACUGCUUCCUGCAGGUGUUUUCUCGGCUGCAGCCCGCUCGUAGGGCGCUGAAACUUCACGAGCCGCCAACGCCACCGCCAACGCCAACGCCAACGCCACAAGACAGUGGUGGCAACCGUGCCAACGCCAAGGUCAAGAACGUCGGCAAACGAUCGCCACCGACAGCAGUCUCCCCGACAAACAAGAACACGAUUGCCAGCAGCUCGGGCCCACAGCAGGCCGAACGUCCAGCAUGCUCACCGACCAUGAGACCUUCCGUAGAGCUUGAGCCCGGCGGGGCUGGAAAUAAUGCGAGGACGGGGACUGCGCGUAGCUGCGAGGGUGAGAGGGUUCGCGAGUUGACCACGCCCCCGCCAAAACGCACGGCACUCGAAACGAUAUCUGAAGUCAGCGCCAAAAACAACCGGCGACCGAGCGCCACGACAGCUUCUUCCCCAGUGCAAAGUACGUCGGCUGCGAUCAUCGCCUCGUUCAAGCCCGUAUCUGGGCACAAGAUUAGCCGGAAGCAGCCGCCAGAAGAGCGUUCACGACAACAAAACCAGCCUGCUCACCAGAGUGGCGAAGAGGGAUCUCCGCGACAUGAGCAGGAGGGCCACAACCGCACUAGCUCGGAGGGGGCUAGCAGAAAAUCAUCUUUGCCGACGCCGACGGUACGACGUACCUCCACUUUCGAAGGGCAAGCCUGCUCCGGAGGCGUGGGAAACAGUGUGAGCGCGCGCCGCGGGACUUCCCCCAGGGUUGUCAAGACUCCCGCCAAAAGAAAUAGGCCGGCAAAUGAGAGUGCUGCAGAUGUUGUGAGCGCGCAUAGCGUGAAUUCCCCCAGGGUUGUCAAGACUCCCGCCAAAAGAUAUGGGCCGGCAAACGAGAGUGCUGCAGAUGCUGCGAGCGAGCAGAGCGGUAAUUCCCUUAGGGUUGUCAAGACUCCGGCCAAAAGAUAUGGGCCGGCAAAUGACAGUGCUGCAAGUGCGACGGCUCCAAGCUCGGUGGGGUCGGAGCGCGCGACGUCGGCGCCUCAGGCCAGGCGUCCGGUUGCGGUCGCGAAUGAAAACCAGACCAUUGGCGAGCAUCGAAAACGGACGGCUCAUGUCGAUCGCGCCCCGGUGGACGCAACAACACAUGGGGUGCCACAGCCACCUCCUCGGCACGGGAGCUCGACGAGUUCUGAUGGAGUGAAACGCUCCAUGCCAGGCGCGACGGUUGCGAAGAAGCGAGCAUCUAGCCCUCAUGAGAGGAAUGUCAGGGUAUCGUCGUUGGAUGCCGGUUGCCACCGCAGGUCACAGAGAGACCCACCUCCUGGCCUGCAGCGCGCGAUCCAUACGUCCAGCCAAUGGAACGGCUCUAGAUCGAGGGGAGCGUUGGCCUCACGGGCGUCUUCCGGGUUGCUGCGAAGUGCUGACCUCGCAGCACGUUCUGAGAAUCAGCACAAGGAAAACGAGAAUGCGAAGGUCGCGCCUGCUGCGAACGAUAGUUUCGUGGACCUUGCCGGGAGCAACUCAUCGCAGCUAGAAGAGUGUGAAGGACGCAAGGCGGACGUGCCGCAGAAGGGUUCUCUUACUGUCGUCUGGGAGCAUGGAGCAACUCUUCGGGAUGGCUGGUCUAUCGACAGCUCGCACGAGCUCGGAAGGCUGGCGUUCGGGGCCUCGCUGGACUAUGAUGCGGUUUGGCAUCUCUCUCCUGCCGAUGCGGACUGUGUUGGCGUUCUCCGGUACCGCGUCGUGCCCCAUCCUCGCCUUGCACCCACGGGCGGUUGGAUCAGUGGAAGCGGGCGACUCCGAGACGAUCCCUAUAUCAUCGUCAAAGCUGAAGCUUCUCCCUGCAUUCGUCCUAGCAAGGCAGCCAGUCGAGAUCGAGGGGACGGGCAGGGGGGCUCAGGGCAGAGGCAACCAGAUCUCGAUCCCCAUCACCACCAAGGUAGAGUGGGAGUCGAAAGCCCGAAGAAGUCCACGCAUGGAGCGGCUGAUGGCGGGUACACAGCAGCUGCGCCGUCGCGUGGCCACGCGGGGCGAUCGCGAGGAACAAAUGGCACGCAUGGGCGGCAUGCGGAGCGCUAUGAACCAGCGGAACAGAGUCACAGCGAUCGCGUGUCUGCGGGUCCAACGCCGGAGGGGGGGCGACGAACGCAGCCGCCAUUUCCUUCUAGAGUCUUGCCGAAGGCCGUCUCGGCUGGGGGAAGCUUCGGGCUCGCAACAAGCCCUUCCGCAAAAGCACUGGAGGCGAACGACUCUGGCGACAAGGUGACGUGUCCCGUUUGCAACCGAGGCAUGGACCACUGGAAGUCGGGGCAGCGCCAGCAGCACGUCCACGCCUGCCUGAUGAAGCAGCCGUCCUCCGCAAAGCAGACCCGUCUAGCCGGAGACGCAACGCCGAGCGCCUCGCGGCCGUCGGGGAUUGCACACCGAUCGUCGCUUCAGUUCGAUGGGUCGAGCGACCCCGGUGAAUCAACUACACCACUUCCCGAGCGUGGGCCAGGAGUGCGAAGGACAGAUGGAACGGGAUCGUCCGCGAACAGGCAAGAACUGCCGCCAGGUCCUUCGGAAGGCCCGAGGUCAACACGAGUGUCACUUCAGGAGGUAUUUUCACCCAAACCUGCACGUGACCCAGAUGGAACAAAUACGGUCUCGGCAUCAAGAGGGACGGCGCCGGCUAGGGGACCGGCCACCACGGGGAGAGUGUCGUCAUCGAAGGGCCUCACUGAGUGCCCUGUCUGUGGGGUUAGUUUUGGAGGCCGACAGGGGCAGUGGGAGAGACAAGCGCACGUGCAGCAAUGCCUGGAUAGUGCCUGGGAACCCUAGAAUAGGUGUUUGGCUUUGGAGAGAAAGGUGUUGGAAAGAACACGGCGUCUACAAGCUUUUGGAAACGAACCGCUCCACAUGAACGGAGGAGGAGGUUGGUGUUUAUCGGAG
This is a messenger RNA of Ectocarpus sp. CCAP 1310/34, 4390 nucleotides long. The record is from the annotation of a GenBank genome assembly. Lineage: Eukaryota; Phaeophyceae; Ectocarpales; Ectocarpaceae.